Fusarium poae is the source of this 924-nucleotide messenger RNA. RefSeq lists its product as uncharacterized. The transcript is spliced from 2 exons. NCBI's taxonomy places the organism in Eukaryota, Fungi, Ascomycota, Sordariomycetes, Hypocreales, Nectriaceae. Bases 1 to 924 code for a protein of 307 amino acids. The record is from RefSeq and is a predicted model, not a curated record.
AUGUCUUUGACCAAGGGCGCAGGCGAGAAUACAGACGAAAUGCCGGAAUCAACAACCCUUGAGCUCGCUCCAGAUUGGGACACAAUAUUCGUAAUCCCUGACAAUAAAAACAAAAAGCCUACUCUACGAUGCAUGGUAUCUUCAAGCAUCCUAAUGAACCAGAUGUCUUAUUUCCGCGCUCUUUUCACAUCUGGCGCCAGAGGUCUUGCCUUCCCGAAGGGCGAAAAGCCCGAGAUAUCUCUUUUGGAGGAUGACCCAGACACUAUGAGACUUAUCCUUUCAAUUUUACACGACAAGGUAGAGCUCAGAAGAUACAACGUUUUGAGCUCCGCGAAAAUUCUUUCCGUCGCACUGCAUUACGACAAAUAUUGUUGCGACGGAAUCAUGAGCGCUUGGAUUGAUCUAUGGCUCUAUAGGGUGGCCACCAGAGCCACGGGAAGAGAGAUAGGGGCUUGCAUUGCAGCCGCAUUCUAUUUCAAAUGCCCCAAGUUGAUCCAAGUGUUUGUCUACAGAGCAAUACUGUAUGCAGAUGAGUUCAGUGAAGGAAACGCAUGGAUUGACGACGGAGUAAACAUUGCCUCGGAUAUCGAAGAUAUUUUGCGAAGCACAACGUCUCGGAUAGUAUUCGAGAUAAAACUCAUGAUGGAGAAGAAUCGACGAAAUUUCAAACUCGAUCCUGCAGGGCCCGAGUACACCCUUAUCCUUGAAACACAUAGAAUUUGGCCCUUUUCGCAGUUAUUAGGACCGAUGACGGAUGUAUGGGCCAAGAUGGAAACAGCCGCUAUAAAGAAUCCCCGUUACGCCAAGAGCAUCAGGGAUCUGCAGGUGAGGAUGAAAGGCCUAGUCGCCAAAACCCAGAACAACUGCGAUGUAGCUGUUCAGCGAACGCAGAGCAUGCAAACGCUGUUAAGGUGCAAUAAGUAA